CUUUUCGGAUGGUCUACAUGCUACAUUCAACUGGGCGUAGAGCUUGUCGAAACCAUGCCGAUGUAUUCGAACGAAUCCACUGCGGCUCCAAAGCCGCAGUUUGAGAUGGACAAGGAGUCGGAAAGGCUGUUUUGCAAGUUUGUCGACAGCAUGCCACAGAAGCCCGAGGGAAUGGUUCGACUGUUCGAUCGAGGAGAUUACUACAGUGCCCAUGGCUCCGACGCGCUGCUCGUCGCCCAGCAGGUGUACCGUACAAACAAUGUUAUCAAGUACCUUGGCUCUGGAUCAACACCACAGGCCACCUCGUCCACCAGCACAUCCGCCAUGACCGCUCGAGGCCUUCCGUCUGUCAGCAUCUCACAAAGCCUGACCACCAUCUUUCUUCGUGAAUGCUUGACGACGAAGCAGAUGCGAGUGGAGAUAUAUCAGCCUGAGAACGGUGCUGGAGGAAGGAAGAAUCAUGCCCGGUGGAUCCUCGCAAAGAGCGCUAGUCCUGGACAUAUCAGCCAGGUCGAGGAUAUGCUGUUCAAUCAGACGGAUCUGGAAGUCAACGCUGUCAGUAUGGCUCUACGUGUACAUGUCAAAGACGGUCAGAGGACCGUCGGAUGCGCUUUUGCCGAUGUACAAGAGAAGAUACUGGGUGUUGCAGAGUUUGCAGAGGAUGAAGCGUUUGGCAACACCGAGUCCCUCCUCAUCCAGCUUGGGAUCCGAGAAUGCGUGCUUCAAACGAAUGAGAAGCGAUCCGACCACGAUCUGACGACAAUGCGCACUUUGGUAGAACGUUGUGGCAUCAUGGUGACUGAACUCAAAUCAGCCGACUUCAAAUCCGAUUCUGUAGAGCAAGAUCUUCGUCGACUCCUCAAUGAGAGUCACAGCGAUGCUGCCUUGCCCGAGUUCGAUCUCAAACACGCAAUGUCAGCCAUGGCAGCUUUGACCAAAUUCUUGUCCCUCGCAUCGGACUCUACCCUUCAUGGCCAGUUCCGCCUGCAUCGCCAUGACCUCUCACAAUACAUGAAACUCGACGCCUCGGCUCUUAAAGCGUUGAAUCUGAUGCCGAAUCCGCAGGAGCUCGGCGGAAGCGCCAACAUGAGUCUGUAUGGUCUUCUGAACCGGUGCUAUACCAGUCAGGGAAAGAGAUUACUCGGACGAUGGCUCAAGCAGCCACUCAUCAAUCUGCACGAGAUCAACAAGCGUCAGGGCGUGAUUGAGACCUUCUUCGACGACUCGUUCACCCGUCAGCAGAUCCAGAAAGAUUUCCUCAAAGCAAUGCCAGACUUGCAUCGACUGAGCAAGAAGUUUCAUCGGAAAGCUGCGGACCUUCAAGAUGUCGUUCGUGUCUACCAAGCGGUACAAGAGCUUCCGAAACUGAAGCGAUUGCUGGAGGAAGUCGCGCCAUCCGAACCGAGCAACAAGGAAUUGAUCAACGAGAUCUAUCUUGCGCCUCUGACCGAACACAUCGAUAACCUCGCCAAAUAUCUCGAGAUGGUCGAAGAGACGAUUGACCUGGCAGAAAUGAGCAGGCACAACAUUGUCCUUCGGGCCGAACUUGACGCUGAUCUCCAAAGAGUCAAGGAGAAGCUGAUAAUUGUCCGAGAUGGCCUCGAUGAGGAGCAUGCCAGAGUUGGACAGGCACUAGAUCUGGACAUUACGAAAAAGCUGCACCUUGAGAAUCAUCAAGUCUAUCGAUACUCGUUCCGCAUUACAAAGGCUGAGCAAGCGAAAAUCCGUGGCAACAAGGAGUAUAUCGAUCUCUCGACUCAAAAGUCUGGGUCCAUUUUCACAACGAGGACGUUACGAGAUCUCAGUGACGAGUACUUCAAGCUUCAGAAGGAGUACAAUCAUCGCCAGAGGGAUCUCGUAGUGCAGGUGGUUGGCAUAGCGGCCACCUAUACAUCGGUCCUGGAGCUGCUGGACGACCUCAUUGCCUCGAUCGAUGUCUCAGUCAGCUUGGCACACGUCUCGGCGAACGCGCCAGUGGCCUACGUUAGACCGAGACUGACCGAGAUGGGAACGGGAGACCUGAUUGUCCGCGGCGCUCGACAUCCCUGCCUGGAAGUCCAGGAUGAUAUCCAGUUCAUCUCCAACGAUCAUAUUAUGCGAAAAGAUGAAAGCGAGUUUGCCAUUGUGACUGGUCCGAACAUGGGCGGCAAAUCCACGUACAUUCGACAGAUCGGAGUCAUCGCCCUUAUGGCCCAGAUCGGAUGCUUCGUACCUGCAGAUGAGGCUCAGCUCCCAGUCUUUGACUGUGUCCUGGCUCGAGUCGGGGCCGGGGAUAGUCAAUUGAAGGGUGUCUCCACGUUCAUGGCGGAGAUGUUGGAGACCGCCACGAUUCUGAGAUCUGCUACAAAGAGUUCUCUCAUCAUUAUCGAUGAGCUGGGACGAGGAACUUCCACUCAUGAUGGAUUUGGUCUCGCUUGGGCGAUCAGCGAGGACAUCGCGAACAGGAUCCGCUGCUUCUGCCUCUUUGCGACGCAUUUCCACGAACUCACUACGCUCGAGUCAACUGUCAAACACGUCAAGAACCUUCACGUUGAAGCGCACGUCCAGUCGAGGGACGGUGGUCAGGGCAAGAGGGAAAAUGACAUCACAUUAUUGUACAAGGUCUCUGAUGGAAUAUGCGAUCAGAGCUUUGGUAUACAUGUCGCGGAGCUGGCAAACUUCCCAGAGAGCGUGGUCAAAUUGGCGAAAAGGAAAGCUGCAGAGUUGGAGGACUUUGGCGACGCUUCUGAAGAGCCUGCUCGCAAGUUCACCAAGGAAGAGACGGAGGAAGGCACCGCUCUUGUCAAAGCCUUCUUGGACGAGUGGAAGUCCCGGAUUGAGAGCGGGGGCAGAGAGAUGAGCCAUGACGAACAGGUAGCGGAAUUGAAAAAGGUUGGCUCAGAGUUCAGGAGCAAGUUCGAAGCUAGCCCUUGGGUAGCAGACCUCUUGGAGGGAUUUUGAACUUCGUCUCGCUCACCCAGAGAGACUCGUAUUGGCACGAGACCACAUGACAGCAUGAGCAGAGAUGAUGCAUGACCCUUGAUGAGCC
Messenger RNA from Kockovaella imperatae, 3028 nucleotides. Its product is annotated as muts domain V-domain-containing protein. Gene Ontology annotation, cellular component: nucleus; MutSalpha complex. The coding region runs from base 55 to 2940 and encodes 961 amino acids. Gene Ontology annotation, biological process: mismatch repair; mitotic recombination. Gene Ontology annotation, molecular function: mismatched DNA binding; ATP-dependent DNA damage sensor activity; ATP binding. Lineage: Eukaryota; Fungi; Basidiomycota; Tremellomycetes; Tremellales; Cuniculitremaceae. The record is from RefSeq and is a predicted model, not a curated record. The transcript is spliced from 22 exons.